This is a messenger RNA of Oreochromis aureus, 784 nucleotides long. RefSeq names its product hepcidin-like. The transcript has 3 exons. Gene Ontology annotation, molecular function: 2 iron, 2 sulfur cluster binding. Gene Ontology annotation, biological process: defense response to bacterium; intracellular iron ion homeostasis. The record is from RefSeq and is a predicted model, not a curated record. The coding region runs from base 366 to 629 and encodes 87 amino acids. NCBI's taxonomy places the organism in Eukaryota, Metazoa, Chordata, Actinopteri, Cichliformes, Cichlidae. Gene Ontology annotation, cellular component: extracellular region.
UCGUCACUCAGAGUACAGAAACUACUGUCGGGAACACGCUUGCAUCAGUAGGACUGGGAAAACCAAUAUAUUUAAACAUCGGAAGAAAAGGUCAAAGUUCAUGCCGACUGAGAAAAGUACAGAUUUUCUCAUUCCUCAGGAAUUUCCCAUUCCCAGAAUUUCAUAGCAUGGGAAAAUAAGGAAUUUUGCAAUGUUCCUGAAAUCAGGUAGAGUAAGAGCUGUGAGUGACGAGGCAGCAGGGGCCCAAAUCAGUAUAAAUAUCAGCACUUCUGCACACAUUUACCAUCAGACAGAAGGACUCAGCUCACAACAAUCAUCCAGACCAGGAGAAAGAGUCAAACUUGAGCCUCUCAAAGCCUCCUAAGAUGAAGACGUUCAGUGUUGCAGUUGCAGUGGCCGUCGUGCUCACAUUCAUCUGUGUUCAGCAGAGCUCUGCUGUCCCAGUCACUGAACAGGAGCAGGAGCUGGAGGAGCCAAUGAGCAUGGACUAUCCAGCAGCAGCACAUGAGGAGGCAUCAGUGGACUCAUGGAAGAUGCUGUAUAACAGCAGACACAAGCGUGGCAUCAAGUGUCGCUUUUGCUGUGGCUGCUGCACCCCCGGUAUCUGUGGAGUUUGCUGCAGGUUCUGAGGAUUCCUGCUCCCACAACCACUCAGUAUUAACAAACUGUAUGUCACAGACAAUGUGUGAGAUUAUACUGUUUUAGUCACAUUGUGUCCUCAGUUACUGCCUCAACUACAUGCUUGUAUUACACAGUUUAUCACAAUAAACUUUAUGGUCAUUUA